AUGGAGACGAGAAACGUCGGGAUAAACCCACGUCUUCCACCACCAUCAAUGAAUAUCACUAAAGAAUUAAUGAUCAAAGAGGCACGUGAAAAUAUGAAAAUGAAUGUAGAAGAAUAUAAUUUCGCUUUUUGUGGUCUACGUCGUGCUCGUUAUAAUGGAGUAAUGUACGAAAUGUAUCAGGAUCAUAUAUGUCAAGCGCCAGAUCCAAAUGAAAUUGAAAAAGCUGUGUUCAAUCAUGAAAUUAGACAGCAAGCAGAACAAUGUCAUGAUCCACGAAAACCGUCGAGAAGAACUUGA
Messenger RNA from Didymodactylos carnosus, 297 nucleotides. The record is from the annotation of a GenBank genome assembly. NCBI's taxonomy places the organism in Eukaryota, Metazoa, Rotifera, Eurotatoria, Philodinida, Philodinidae.